AUGGCUUUGAGAGUCUUCAAAGGGCUCAGUGCUCUGAGCUUUCUUGCUCAAGAGGUCGCGGGCCUAUCUCUGCCUCCUCUCAUCCCUUCCAUUCCAGGAGUUACGGAGCCUCUGGCCAGCAAUGCUCCACCUUUGCCCAUUUUGCAACUCCCAACACCCCCCCUGCCUAGCCCUGAAUUUACCCCCAGCAACAUCAAGCCCAAGAAGAUUGGAUACUUUUGGACUGCAGCCGGAGACAACAUUCACGCUGAUUUCCUUGCCACAUACAGUCUUGAUGAUGACACCUUUGGUACUCUUCUGUGGGUGACAGACGUCCCAACCAGUGGCAACAGCCCUCACCACUUGGGAGUGUCACAGGAUGGCAAGACACUGGUCGGCGGUGGCCUCUUGUCACUUCUCAAGACCCAAGAUACUGCGUACUACUUUGAUACUACCAACCCAUACCAGCCCACGUUCUUGAAGAGCAACCGAGGCAUUCUAGCAUCCAUUGUCGAUGAGAUCCGCGCAAAGCCUGAUGGCGGCUUUUUCAUCACCUACAUGGGCUCUGCCGUCGGAACCGCCCCGGGUCGUCUCAUUGAGACGGAUGCCAACUUUGACAUUAUCGCCGAGUGGCCUGCUCUCACCGACGUCUCCAGCACCCUCAACAUCCUCGGGGAGCAGCACUCGCCUCACGGACUGUCGGUCGACUGGGACCGCAACGUCAUCCUGACUUCCGACUUUGUCGUGCCCAUUACCAUCCUGAAGCCCACCUUGGGCAUCCAGAAGGCCAGCACCCUGCGUCUCUGGGAUCUGCCCACUCGCUCUAUCAUCAGUACCAUUACUAUUCCCAACGGUGAAGGUAUUCAGGACGUCAAGUUCAUUCCUGGAAAUCCCGAAGGUGCUGCCAUUGCCACCGCCGUUGGCCCGGGCCAAGUCUGGAUCAUUUACCCACACCGCAAGGAUGCCAACGGUAACCAGGGAGUGGCUGAGCUUCUCUUUGACCUGGGUGAGAAGGCUCGCAACAAUCUGGCCAUCUACUCCGACAUUUCCCAAGACGGUCGCUUUGCCUACUUCACCUUGACCCUGGCUGACCACAUUGCCGCCCUCGACAUUAGCGACCUGAGCAACGUCAAGCGCCUCGACGACCCUGACGAGGUGCAGCCCACCAUUGGCCCGCACUACCUCAAGAUCACGCCCGACCAAAAGCACCUGCUCGUCACCGACUACUUUGUCCAGACGGGCGAGAUUGGCAUUGUCAAUACCCCGGCCGACUUCAAGGCCCUGUACAUUGACAUCUUGGACGACGGCAGUCUCAGCUUCAACCGCAGCAUUGAUUUCCCGCGCGAGUUUGCCAAUCGCGGAGGCGCCAAGCCGCACUCUUCUGUGGUCUUUGAUUUCACUGACCCUGAGAAUCCCCUCUACUAUUAG
This is a messenger RNA of Pestalotiopsis fici W106-1, 1407 nucleotides long. RefSeq lists its product as uncharacterized. The record is from RefSeq and is a predicted model, not a curated record. NCBI's taxonomy places the organism in Eukaryota, Fungi, Ascomycota, Sordariomycetes, Amphisphaeriales, Sporocadaceae. Gene Ontology annotation, molecular function: protein binding. The coding region runs from base 1 to 1407 and encodes 468 amino acids. The transcript has 4 exons.